Messenger RNA from Mobula hypostoma (lesser devil ray), 3681 nucleotides. Its product is annotated as AP-3 complex subunit mu-2. Gene Ontology annotation, biological process: intracellular protein transport; endocytosis. Gene Ontology annotation, cellular component: clathrin adaptor complex; cytoplasmic vesicle. The transcript is spliced from 8 exons. The record is from RefSeq and is a predicted model, not a curated record. NCBI's taxonomy places the organism in Eukaryota, Metazoa, Chordata, Chondrichthyes, Myliobatiformes, Myliobatidae. The coding region runs from base 41 to 1297 and encodes 418 amino acids.
GUUCCGGAGCGGAGCUGGGGCCGAGGACCGAGGACGAGCCAUGAUCCACAGCCUGUUCUUGAUCAACGCGGCGGGCGACAUCUUCCUGGAGAAGCACUGGAAGAGCGCGGUGAGCCGCUCGGUCUGCGACUACUUCUUCGAGGCGCAGGAGAAGGCGAGCGAGGCGGAGAAUGUGCCGCCGGUCAUCCCCACCCCGCAUCACUUCCUCAUCAGCGUGUACCGGGACCGCAUCUUCUUCGUGGCCGUCAUCCAGAGUGAGGUGCCGCCGCUCUUCGUCAUCGAGUUCCUGCACCGGGUGGUGGACACGCUUCAGGACUACUUUGGGAGCUGCUCAGAAGUAGCCAUCAAAGACAAUGUUGUGGUUGUGUAUGAAGUGCUUGAGGAGAUGUUGGACAAUGGAUUUCCACUGGCGACAGAAUCUAACAUCUUAAAGGAGCUGAUCAGGCCUCCCACCAUUCUCCGCACCGUGGUGAACACCAUCACUGGCAGUACGAAUGUUGGGGACCAUCUGCCCACGGGACAGCUCUCUGUGGUGCCUUGGCGACGCACUGGCGUGAGAUACGCGAACAAUGAGGCCUACUUCGAUGUGGUUGAAGAGAUCGACGCCAUCAUUGACAAAUCAGGUUCAACAGUGUUUGCUGAGAUACAGGGUGUUAUUGAUGCCUGUGUGAAGCUGACUGGAAUGCCAGACCUCACCCUCUCAUUCAUGAAUCCUCGGCUAUUGGACGACGUCAGUUUCCACCCCUGUGUCCGUUUCAAGAGGUGGGAGUCGGAGCGAAUCCUUUCUUUCAUACCACCAGAUGGGAAUUUCCGGCUCCUGUCCUAUCACGUCAGUUCCCAGAACUUGGUGGCCAUCCCCGUCUACGUCAAACACAACAUCAACUUCCGGGAUGGCAGCUCCACGGGGCGAUUUGAGAUCACCAUCGGGCCAAAGCAGACGAUGGGAAAGAUGUUGGAGGGGACUAUUGUGACCAGCCAGCUGCCAAAGGUGGUACUGAAUGUGAAUCUCACCUCCACGCAAGGGAACUACACCUUUGACCCCGUCACCAAGGUGCUGACGUGGGAUGUUGGGAAGAUCAAUCCUCAGAAGCUGCCCAGUCUGAAGGGGUCCAUGAGCUUGCAGACAGGGUCGCCCAAACCUGACGAGAACCCCAACAUUAACGUCCAGUUCAAGAUCCAACAGUUGGCCAUAUCAGGUCUGAAGGUGAACCGACUGGACAUGUAUGGAGAAAAGUACAAGCCAUUCAAGGGCAUCAAGUACAUGACGAAAGCCGGCAAGUUCCAAGUCCGCACAUAGUGGCUACUCCGAAGGCACUUGCUCCCUACGGCCAUGAGAGUUUUGUUCCCUGCCUGCCUGCUUCCCAGUCGGAGUUACCUUUUCUUCCUUUCUUUAUUAUUGCUUCUUGUGUAUCGAUAGAACCACCUUGGUGGUUAGCUGCACUUCCAAAGAAUCCAGCGCAGGUUUAACCAUCAAUAUUGUUGGUAUGAACCAGAGGUUAUAGACUUGAAGUCAAGUUGGUGAUGCCUGGGACUAAAUGCCCUCUGGAGCAUCCGCUACUGUCCUCCGUUCCCGUAACUCAAUCACGUAAAUCAUUGAUGGAGGUUCUCAAGUGGUACAGCUGCAACCACAAUACAUGCUGUCCAUUGGUAAAGUUUAACAUCAGUUUCUUCUCAACACUACAUUGUGAGAAGUCUACCUUUAACUCGCAUGCUAACAGGCAGCAGCCUUCCAAAAGCUGAAAAAUGUGUGUUAAUUAUGUUUAUGUUACUGGAGUAGAAAAGAAAUUACGGAACAAACAAGCACACUGCACAUUCCCCAGCUUUGUGUGUUGGCUGGGUAUUGGCACAGUAAUUUAACUUUGUCACUAUUUCAAUGUGCUCGAGGGUUUACGAGGGUGCUAAUUUAGUUUUAUGCUGUUAUAAGGAUACUUGAUUUCCACAGGAUAUUUUUCUUAGCUUAUGUAAGAUAAAAACAGAAGAUGCUUGGGAACUGCUCAGCAGGUCAGGCAGCAUCUGUGGAGAGUGAAAUAGCCUGAGUGAAUAAGUUCUCCUCUAUUCUGAACUUGAACUCAAAAUUCUCCUCACAUUCUGCCCCUGCCCGCUGAACCACCCCAGCCUUCUGUUUUUUAUUUCAACGUGCAGCAUCUGUAGUAGGUUUUCUUUUUUGUGAAUCACAAUGUAAUCCUAGCUUCCCGGUCAUCGAGCAGCACUUGCUGUUCACCUGACAACAAUAAAUGUCUCUCUGUCGAGUGAAUUACCCCUGAGAGAAACGGUCUGGGCACCUCUUUUGCCUAUUCUGACCUGGCAAUGCUGAAUUAGAAAUGAGACCUCAGUAACUGCUGGAACAAUCCUGAAUGUGGACGUUGCAAUGUAGCGGUGAAGUCAUUCUUUUGGCCUGCUUGGUUUCUAACCUUUUCGCAGGCCCAUUGUAAAGCUCCCACUGCAAUCCUCUUUGCUGAGUGUGUAUGUUGUAGCGCCCCAUCAGGACCAGAUAAACUCUUGCCAAUGAAGUAUAAUUUUCAAUCCUUGUCCGUGCUUCGAAGCAAGAAUUCCUAAGCUGAACGUUUGCUACACUUUACAUUAUCAGGUGAACAGACCUAUAUGGGAAGCAAUGAUACCUUGUCGCUUAACGUUUACCCAAACCCCUGCAUUUGUUAAGGUUUUGGUGUUGUAACCUUGCAUUGAGUUGUACUCUAUUUAAUGUUAAUGUAAUGCCCGCUAUUCUAUAGCCCACUGGUGGCUGUGAGAAAAGUAUUGUGUUUUAACAAAUAAGUCAACGAAGCUUGGGAUUCGGCAGGAUCUUCCUGGAAAGUACAAGACUGUGAAUAAACUAUUUGUUGCUAUUCCAAAUGUAACAAACCCAAAAUAUGCAGCCGGAAUUUCUGUAUUUCUUUUCAUGAGCAUCAGAUUAAGGCAUGGGUUCCAUGGACCCCUUGCUAGAUGGUGUUACUCCGUGGCAUAAAAAAAGGUUGAAAAUCCCUGGAUUAAGGUGUAGUGUAUGGUCCAAGAAAUGACUUAAUUACAGAGCACCUUAAAUAUUAUUCUCCUGUGAUCAGGCAAAUGAUGGUGCUGAGAGUGGCCACUGUGGUUUUAAUUAUGUGCCUCUAGCCGAGGGGUUCCCAACCUUUUUUUAUGCCAUGGACCCCUACCAUUAGCCAAGUGGUCCCAACAGGGAACCCCUGCUUUUUUUCACCCUAUGAGAGAGGUGGGGCCUUUUCUUAUCCGCAUGUUGCUUUGUGAAGAGAUUGAAGCAUUUGACUCUGCUCCAUUGGGCCAAGUGUUACAUUCUGCUCUAGAUUUCUUCAUGACCUAACAUUCUGAUAUGUUUUGAGUUCGACUCUGCAAUGCAGGUGACCUGAAAUAUUUCCAAGGGUAAAAUGCUGACCACAGAAAGCGGAUUCCUCUCCGAAGUCUCAUUGGUGACAUAAGCAGGAUUUACCAUGUUAAUUUCCUGUUGAGAUGGAACUGAAUUAUUUGUGUGUGCAAUACCUGACUUGCCCCUUGCGGGUGGUACAGUAUCUUAAUUUAUUGUUUGGAUAUAUUUAAAAGGAUGAUCUUUACUGUACACUUAUCGGAUGUUGUUAAUAGAGUAUGAACUGUUACCGGAGCAGGGCAACCUUGCCUGGGAAGCCUGUUCAAUAAUGUUUAGCUUUAAAUAAAGUAAAAGUUUGUUAUGACAAA